This is a messenger RNA of Daphnia pulex (common water flea), 1737 nucleotides long. RefSeq lists its product as uncharacterized. The record is from RefSeq and is a predicted model, not a curated record. The coding region runs from base 11 to 1699 and encodes 562 amino acids. Lineage: Eukaryota; Metazoa; Arthropoda; Branchiopoda; Diplostraca; Daphniidae. Gene Ontology annotation, cellular component: nucleus; cytoplasm. The transcript is spliced from 2 exons. Gene Ontology annotation, biological process: proteasome-mediated ubiquitin-dependent protein catabolic process; regulation of proteolysis. Gene Ontology annotation, molecular function: ubiquitin protein ligase binding.
UUACGUCAUCAUGGCAUCGGCAUCGGAGACGAUUAGUACCCCGAAGAUGAUUGUGCCGUACGAAUGGAUUCUGGAAAAUGUCGAGGAACAAACGACAACAAUUGCAUCGAAAAUGAUUCUUUUUCUUGGCGAAAAAGUAUUCCGUGUGGGUUUGCAGAACCACGCCAUAUCGCCCAUUUUAUUUUUCAUGGCAAUUGAUCUCGGAAAAAUUGGAAUGAAAGUAGAAGAUGUCAAAUACGGAAUUCAAGGUAGUGGCAUUGGCCCAGCAACGAUGAUGGAAAUGUCCAGCCAGAAUAUCGGCGAUGAAGGAAGUCUACAGCUAUUCACCAUUAAACUUGCCGAAAAGAUCGUUGGACACUGCACGUUUAUGUUUCGAAUUUGCAUUGAAGGAACUGAUUCCGGCUAUUGCUAUCAACUGUGCGAUCGUCUUGCCAAGGAUCAAUUAUGGGCUGCUCUAAAAAAUCAACAAUAUCUGCCGGACGUUGAGUUAAUCGUGAAAGAUAAAUCAUUUCCUGCUCAUAAAGCCAUUCUUGCUGCCCGCAGUCGAGCGUUUACAGACGAAUUUGAGAAGGUACAGCCGGUAAAAGACGUUCCUCAUCAGAUCCGGAUCGAUGGAGUGGAACCUUCAACUGUGGAGAAUAUUCUUUAUUUUAUCUACACAGGCGAGACAAUGGGAACGUUGGCAGAUGAAAAAUUGCUCGAGUUAGCUAAUCAGUACGGGCUUCUAUCUCUGUCUGGAUUAUGCCGAGUUGCACUGAAGGAAAUAGAGGCAGCUAUGCAAAUGGCAAAUGUCAUGGACAUUUUAAAUAACGGAAUUGAAGUACCUAAUUCUUCUUCCAAAAUCAUGCCGGAGAAAGAUACGGAAAUAUUUUUUGAUGGAACCACGCCCACUUUUAGGUGCGUUUUUAAAGGAUCUGAAAACGGAAAAUCCAAAUGUUUGAUGCAAUAUCAAAAAGAAGACAUUUUUUACGCUUACUUCAUUGGGAGUAUUACGCAACAUACUACCAAUCGCCAUUAUAUAAUCAGUAAACCUGUGAUCCAUAUCGCCUGCGCCAAGCAUCGAAGAUUCGGCUUGAAAGUUGAAGAUGUUUAUUGCGGCACGAAGGAGAUACUCAAAUGGAACAUGCCGGGAUACAACGGAAACAACCAAUGGUUGAAAAUGGAAUCGAAAAAAUUGAAGAAAAACACGGAAUUACUUCUACGCUUCACCGUUCAAUUGGAGCUGGAUAUGACUUACGGCAAUGGCAAAAUUAAUCAAUUCACUUUCGACAUCAAAACGGUCAGCACGAUCGGCAACUAUUAUUAUGAGAUGAUGGACGACGCUUGGUUGAUGGAUUUUUGGACUGCCGCAACAAAUCAGAAGUUGACGGAUGUCGAAAUAUUUGCCGGAACAGUUAAGGUGAUGGAAGCUCAUCGGAUUAUUUUAUGCGCACGUAGUCCUGUCCUGAAUGAGUCUUUGAACAAGUUCAGCCACACGGGGAAAUCUGUCGUCACAUUCGGGGCGGAGUUCGAUGUCGAGAUUGUCAAGAUUUUCCUAAAUUUCCUGUACACUGGAUCUUUAAAGACGAGGACCAGCGGCAAUCAACUUAGUAAAUUGGCCACAAAGUACCAAGUGGAGACAUUGAAAAAUAUUUGUCAGGUUAUCUAUGCUAGUCCACCGGAUGUGGAGGAACUGACUGACUAUCUUCUGCAGCUAUAACUGAUGCCGGUUAAAUUGUUAUUAUUCUUUUAAUUGAA